AUGGUUAGUAGUUCUUUUAGCUCAAGCUCUAAAGAGACAGAUAUAUUCAUAAUAAAUAACAGGUUUGAUGAAAAAGAAAUUAAAAUCUUUGAAACCAUAUUUAAUAAUAUGGAUAUUGGAUCUAAAGGCUAUAUAAAUAAACAAGACUUAGUUCAAUAUAAAGAAAGUAAACCAAAUUUAAGUCAUCACAGUAUAGAUUUUGAAAUUUUUUUGGUAUCAAAUAAUAAUCAAUUAUCUUUUUAUCAUUUUUUAUCGUUACUAAGUUUAACAGGUAUUUCAUUAAGUAUACCAAAUAAUAUUAUACCAAUAGAACCCGAAGUAUCAAAAAUAGGCAAUUCUCGUUUAUCAUUUAUUCCAACUUCAGCUAUAAACAACAAUAUUAACAACAUUAAUAAUAGUAAUAAUAAUAGUAAUAAUAGUAAUAAUAGUAAUAAUAGUAAUAAUAAAAAUGCUCCAUCCACACCUGUACAUUCUAAUCAAUACCCAACCUCUAGUUUACCCCUAUCACCAUUUUCGCAAGAUAAUUUUAAUUCGAAGUUAAGCAAUAGCCCAAAAAGUGAUAUGUUAUAUAGAACACCAUUAAACUCAAUGAUAGAUAUUACAAACAAUAAUAUAAAUAUAAAUAAUAAUAAAAAUAGCAAUAAUGAAAAUAAUAUUAAUAAUAAUAACAGUAGUACAGGAAGCGAUGGUGAGAGUGUAAAUAAAAGAGUACCAAAAAUUAGCCUUGGCAUCUAUAGGGGAAAAACACCACUAAACUAA
Dictyostelium purpureum is the source of this 759-nucleotide messenger RNA. RefSeq lists its product as uncharacterized. Bases 1 to 759 code for a protein of 252 amino acids. The record is from RefSeq and is a predicted model, not a curated record. NCBI's taxonomy places the organism in Eukaryota, Evosea, Eumycetozoa, Dictyosteliales, Dictyosteliaceae. Gene Ontology annotation, molecular function: calcium ion binding. The transcript is spliced from 3 exons.